Molecule: messenger RNA, 3131 nt
Organism: Struthio camelus australis
Lineage: Eukaryota; Metazoa; Chordata; Aves; Struthioniformes; Struthionidae
Source: RefSeq, a predicted model, not a curated record
UGCAGGAAUCUCUGCUCUGCUCUGCUCUGCUCUGAGGCAGGGUUUGGGGGGGAGAGGAGGCCGUUCUGUGGAGAGAGGGGGUCGUGGUGGGCCGGAGCGCAGCUCCCCGCGUGUGUGGCGGGGCGUGCGAGGGGGCUGUUUGGUUACGGAGCAUGGGGAAGGACCAGGAACUGCUGGAAGCUGCUCGCACUGGGAACGUGGCUCUGGUGGAGAAACUCCUCUCUGGGAGGAAAGGAGGGAUCCUGGGCAGUGGAUCUGGAGCUAUUCCCUUAUCCAGCUUACUGAGCAUCUGGAGAGGACCAAAUAUAAACUGCACAGACAGUUCAGGUUAUACUGCUUUACACCAUGCAGCUUUAAAUGGACACAAAGAUAUAGUUCUCAAAUUACUUCAGUAUGAAGCAUCAACUAAUGUGGCAGAUAACAAAGGUUAUUUUCCUAUUCACUUGGCUGCAUGGAGAGGAGACGUAGACAUUGUGAAGAUUCUCAUCCAUCAUGGGCCAUCACACUCCAGAGUGAAUGAACAGAACAAUGAAAAUGAAACAGCAUUGCAUUGUGCAGCUCAAUACGGUCAUUCAGAAGUAGUUGCUGUUCUUUUAGAAGAGUUAACAGACCCUACCAUAAGGAACAACAAACUAGAAACACCUCUAGAUCUGGCAGCACUUUAUGGGCGUCUGCGAGUCGUAAAAAUGAUCAUCAAAGCAUAUCCAAACUUGAUGAACUGUAAUACAAGGAAACACACGCCUUUGCAUCUUGCUGCACGUAAUGGCCACAAAGCUGUUGUACAGGUGCUUCUGGAGGCUGGAAUGGAUGUCAGCUGCCAAACAGAGAAAGGGAGUGCACUGCAUGAAGCAGCCCUAUUUGGAAAGGUGGAGGUAGUACGCAUUUUGCUUGAAACAGGAAUUGAUACCAACAUAAAGGACAGUUUGGGUAGAACAGUUCUAGAUAUUCUUAAAGAACAUCCAUCUCAGCAGUCGCUCCAAAUUGCUGCUCUGCUUCAAGAGUAUAUGGAAACUGGAAAUGCAAGUGUUUCAGAGGAACCCCCACUGGAAUGUGCAGAACAUCAGUCUUGCAUUUUGUCCCCAGAAGUUUCUCCGUCUCCGAAGGCUAAAAGUGAAGCUGUGACUGGAGAAUUAUCAAAGCUUCUAGAUGAAAUCAAAUUGUGCCAAGAAAAGGAAUACUCUUUUGAAGAUCUAUCUCAUACAAUAUCAGACCAUUAUCUGGACAAUUUUAGUAAAGUGUCAGAGGAAGAAUUUUUGACCAGUGGAAGCCAAACCAAGCUUAAUGUGAGGCUUUCUUCGACGUGUCUAUCACCGAGAGAGGAAGAAGAUGAUGAUGCAGGUGAAAAUACUUGUGGUCCUUCAGGUUUAUGGGAGGCAUUAACACCUUGUAAUGGAUGCAGAAACCUCGGAUUCCCCAUUCUUGCACAGGAAUCUUAUUCAAAGAAGAGAGUUUAUGCAUUGGAAGCAAUACCCUCUGUUCCUCUGGCUGCAGUUCCUUCAGAAAAUGUCAGCAGUCUUUGUGAUUCGAUAGACAUAGCAGUGACCAAAAAACCUUGUUCCCUAGAGAUAGCAAGACUACCUUCCUCGAGACAAGAUAGUGCACCUCAGGUAGCAAUUACCGCACCAGGAUCUGGUAACCAUAGAAACAGCUCUACAGGCCCAACACCUGACUGCUCUCCUCCAUCACCAGACACUGCACUUAAAAACAUAGUAAAAGUUAUACGUCCUCAGCCCAAGCAGCGCACAUCAAUAGUAUCUUCUCUGGAAUUUCACCGAAUGAAUCACAGCCAUGAGUAUUUUGAAAUCAACUCAUCCAUUGGCUGUACAAGUUUUAUUUCCACUCCUGCAAUCAGUCCAGCUAAUUAUUCCUUUGGAUCUGUGGAAGACAGUGUUGAAGAGAGAGAGCUUCCAGAGCGUCUUUGCCAGAGAGAAGCAUCCACUGAUAGUGAGCUUCCUGAAGGACACCCCGCUGAGCAGUUUGCAGGUUUACUUCAUGGAUCGUCACCUGCCUGUGACCCACCUGAUAAUCCACUCCAGCUGUACAGCAAAGCAAACCAGUGCCGUGGUCCAGGGGAGAAAAGCAUUUUGAACAGGAACACAGUACAGCAGAUACAGCUGAGGAAAGAAAGCAACCCUGAUCCUCCUGUUAAGAAAAAAAAGCCACAAGUUGUAAACAGAACCAUAUUUCAUACUAAAACUAAACCAGUGGAAAAUCAUACACUGGUUGGCACAACAACAAGGAUAAAUGAACAAUGGGUUAUUACUACUGGAGGAUUUGUGGAGCGAGCAUGCACGCUCGGAAGAAUACGUUCUUUACCAAAGACUUUGCUUGAAAUGCAUUUAUGCAAAAAUGUUUCAAAAUCUGAUUCCAAUCUUAUCUCCCAUCCACCAAAUGACAAAAAAGCAAGAAGCAACUGGAGUGAACCCACACCAAAUCGUCAGUGCACUAAAGGAAAUUCUGAAAGAAUACCUUCCUUCACAUCAGAAUGGGAAGAAAUUGAUAAAAUUAUGAGUUCAAUAGAUGCUGGAAUUAAUACUGGACUAGAGGAGAUGAAUGAUCACUCUACAAGACCCCGAUGCCCUGUCCAGACAGUGGGACAAUGGUUGGAAAAUAUUGGGCUACCUCAGUAUGAAAACCACUUGCUGGCUAAUGGAUUUGACAAUGUGCAAUUUAUGGGAAGCAAUGUAAUGGAGGAUCAGGAUCUAUUGGAAAUAGGAAUACUUAACUCUGGACACAGACAGAGAAUUCUACAAGCAAUCCAGCUUCUCCCAAAGAUGAAGCAGAUCGGUCAUGAUGGCUACAACCCCACCUCUGUAGCUGAAUGGCUGGAUUCCAUUGAACUGGGUGACUAUACCAAAUCCUUUCUAAUUAAUGGCUAUACAUCGAUGGACCUCGUAAAAAAAAUCUGGGAGAUCGAAUUAAUUAAUACAAAAAAGUGUGCUCUUCCUUCUGAUACAGAAGAUAUUGCAUCUCUGCCUCUAACCAUCGUUACUGCCUGGCUGCCAGAGUGCUCAAAGGGCUACCAGUACCCAGAGACAAUCAAGUAUAAGAUAGAGCAGCUGAUGCAAUUUUACACAGGGGAACAGUUCCCACUUCCCAGCAUGCCACAGCUAGAGAUAUGGAGAACAUAA